AUGAACUUCUUUGAUAAAGUCCCGGGGGAGCUGAAGCUUUUCAUUGGAGGGUUGAUGGCAUUGCAUGGAAAACAGACUUUGGUCAAAGCUGGAGUCACACAUGUCCUUUCUGCCAUCAAUUACCACAUGGAACCCGCGAUGAUCGACGGUUAUGAGCAUUUUCAAAUCAAGCUUGAGGAUGAUGAAGAUGAAGAUAUUAUCCAAUUCUUCCCUAAGACCAAUAAAUUUAUUGAUGACGCCUUGAGAGGUGGGGGAGGAGUCUUGGUGCACUGUGCGAUGGGAAAAUCCCGCUCUGCAACGUUUACGCUUGCAUAUCUGUUAUGGAGGUUCCGAGACCUUGACCCUGCCAAAGCCCUGGCCUUUGCAAGAGAAGGGCGCCCUGUAGUUGAACCAAACGUUGGAUUCUAUGAGCAACUUCAACUAUACCAUGAGAUGGGCACUCCAGAUGUGAUUGAAGGUCAGGAAUUGUAUCGUCGAUGGCAACAUAAGAAAGAAGUCGAAUUUGCUAGGUUCAGGGGUAAAGCUCCAGGAGCGGAGAGGCUAUUGUAUGAAGAUGAGUACAUGCGAGCACAAGCUGGGGUUGAGCAGGAGGUGGAAACCGAACUUUCACAUGCCAUUCGGUGCAGGCACUGCAAGUUUGCCCUUGCGGCUGAGGGCUAUGUUCAUCCUCAUCUUCCUCCUGAGCCUCCAUACAGGCCGCCAUCGUAUCCAGGAGAUGCAAAGUGUGAUCAGAUCAUGCUGAAGCCCCUCUCCUGGAUGAGGGCGGAGUUCUCGAAGGAAUGGACCAAAGGGACGAUAUAUUGCCCUGGAUGUAAGAUUUCCUUGGGGUCGUAUUCAUGGCAUGGAGGACAUUGUUCAUGUGGUUCAUGGGUGGUUCCAGCCAUCGCCUUAAGGGAGAGUGAUAUUGUCCACCGUGGAGAAAUCACUGAUGAGACGGGUGCACCAGGGCCGCUAAAGAGAGGAUUAGAAAAGCUAUAG
Eremomyces bilateralis CBS 781.70 is the source of this 978-nucleotide messenger RNA. Its product is annotated as phosphatases II. Lineage: Eukaryota; Fungi; Ascomycota; Dothideomycetes; Eremomycetales; Eremomycetaceae. The record is from RefSeq and is a predicted model, not a curated record. Gene Ontology annotation, cellular component: nucleus. Gene Ontology annotation, biological process: protein dephosphorylation. The transcript has 5 exons. Bases 1 to 978 code for a protein of 325 amino acids. Gene Ontology annotation, molecular function: protein tyrosine/serine/threonine phosphatase activity.